AUGCGUGUUAACCUCCGUGAGCCGUCUACCUUCCAUUUUCAAAUGAAUAUGCCGUGUUCAUCACCCGCUCCAACAUCAAGGCUUUCGCACUCCGACUACUGUUCCUUUUCAUCAUCGGAUGAUGAUGCUGAAUCUCCAAAGAAAAAGCUAACUUUAGAGGAAACUUACCCAGGUAUCUGUCCACACUGCAAGAAGACUUACCAGGACCCUGUAACUUUACAAUGUGGUCAUUCAUUGUGCUCGAAGUGCUGUACACAGCUUUUGGAGUCGUUUGGAAUGAAUACCACUGCACGCCGCGCCAGAAUCCGCAUGGGAUUAAGCAGCGUCAGUUAUACGCGUUUGGAGAGGAAGAAUAGUUCACAAUCUGUGGCGUCUGUCCGUUCGGCGGGUGUUAUCUAUAAGUCGCCACAAUGCGUAGUAUGUGGCGAACGUCCAAAGACGACUCCUCCUGUUCCAAACCUUGAGCUUGGACAUUUUUUGAAAACAUUGAAGGCUAAGAAAAUGACUGAACAUGAGAAUCCUGCAUAUAGAGAGACCGUCGAUGAUAAUAGUUUGUCCUGUGAAGAGGAUAACUGCAGACGUAUAAGAGAGUGCAGAAUCGGCGUGGUGGGUGCUUCUGGUGUGGGAAAAACCAGCCUGAUUCGUGUGCAAUAUGGAAAUGACAUUCUAUUCACCGAUAUUCUUGGCAAGCGCGCUGAGCCGGAUCUCAGCAAUACAUUCAUGAUCGAUAUUGUGGACUCUAAUAAUGGUGACGACUGCAUUAAAACCUCACAAGGUUUCGUCAUCAUGUACUCAAUUACCGACCGUGAAUCUUUCUACGGGGCUGCCGACAUCUUCACCUUGAUUGAACAAGUUAGAGGAGGAAUGGUUCCAAUUGUGCUUGACAAACGCUUGCCAGGCACAUCGGCUGCCCUUUCCUUGAAAUAUCAGCCAGAAAUAACGACUGUGUCAAUGAGGCUUUCCUGGAGCUUAUGCGAAUCGUGGAACGACGCCGACUUUCUGCAGCCGUUUGAUAUUAUGUAG
Messenger RNA from Necator americanus (New World hookworm), 1023 nucleotides. RefSeq lists its product as uncharacterized. Gene Ontology annotation, cellular component: plasma membrane. The record is from RefSeq and is a predicted model, not a curated record. Gene Ontology annotation, molecular function: metal ion binding; GTP binding; GTPase activity. Lineage: Eukaryota; Metazoa; Nematoda; Chromadorea; Rhabditida; Ancylostomatidae. The coding region runs from base 1 to 1023 and encodes 340 amino acids. The transcript has 12 exons. Gene Ontology annotation, biological process: small GTPase-mediated signal transduction.